Molecule: messenger RNA, 1491 nt
Organism: Mercurialis annua (annual mercury)
Lineage: Eukaryota; Viridiplantae; Streptophyta; Magnoliopsida; Malpighiales; Euphorbiaceae
Product: metal tolerance protein 4-like
Exons: 7
Coding region: 170-1426 (418 amino acids)
Biological process (GO): monoatomic cation transport; transmembrane transport
Cellular component (GO): membrane
Molecular function (GO): manganese ion transmembrane transporter activity
Source: RefSeq, a predicted model, not a curated record
GCGCAAAUGUUUUAAGACAACAACCAACCUGCAAUAUUUAUCAAUAACAAUCAUAGAUUUAUUAACGUAGUUGCUGAUUUGUUGAGAAAUAAAUAUAUAAAUCAAAGGGUUUGUGUAUUUUCUGAAUCCUGAUAUUGGGGUUUGAGUUUUUGUCAGGAUUGUCAUUAAUAUGGAAGGUGGUACUGGCAGCCAUGGUGAGAGUGAUGACCAGAGCGUGACGACACCGUUUCUGUCAAGCGAAGAUAAACAUAAUUCGGACCAGAACAAUGGAGGAAGAAGAAGAAAAAGAUGUAACUCUGUGACUCAUCUGAAAUGUGAUUUUCUUUCGAAUUUGCCUGACAAAGUUAAGGCCGGCCUUGAUCCUGAGUCUCCUUUCAAGCUUGAUAUUUCUAAAACCAGGGGCUUGAUUCAAGGAGAGAAGGAAUAUUAUGAAAAACAAUUUGCAACUCUGAAAUCUUUUGAGGAAGUUGACUGUCAUGAGUCACAAGCUCUUGAUGAAGACCAAGAAAAUGAAGAACAAAUCCAGCAUGAAAGAGCUAUGAAAAUUUCUAAUUGGGCAAACAUCCUUUUGCUCGCUUUUAAGAUAUAUGCGACUAUCCGGAGUGGAUCUUUGGCGAUUGCAGCGUCGACUCUGGAUUCGUUGCUGGAUCUCAUGGCGGGUGGGAUACUAUGGUUCACGCACUUGUCGAUGAAAAACAUUAAUAUCUAUAAGUAUCCUAUAGGAAAAUUGAGGGUGCAGCCGGUAGGAAUCAUCAUCUUUGCAGCUAUUAUGGCUACGCUUGGUUUUCAAGUGCUGAUCCAGGCCGUAGAACAACUGAUUCAGAACGAUCCAUCUGCAAAGAUGACUACGGAACAAUUGAUAUGGUUGUAUGGAAUCAUGCUGACAGCUACUGCAGUUAAACUUGUCUUAUGGCUUUACUGCAGAAGUUCCGGGAAUGAUAUUGUUCGCGCAUAUGCCAAGGACCAUUACUUUGAUGUGGUAACCAACGUAAUUGGUUUGGUAGCCGCGGUCCUCGGUGAUAAAUACUACUGGUGGAUCGAUCCAGCUGGGGCUCUUCUUCUUGCAGUUUAUACAAUCUGCAAUUGGUCUGGAACUGUACUUGAAAAUGCAGUUUCGCUGAUCGGACAGUCAGCGUCCCCUGAGGUCCUACAGAAACUUACAUAUCUCGUCAUUGGCCACCAUCCGCGAAUCAAAAGAGUAGACACAGUUCGCGCAUAUACAUUUGGCGUUCUUUAUUUUGUCGAGGUCGAUAUUGAAUUGCCGGAAGAUUUGCCGCUAAAGGAAGCGCAUGCUAUUGGAGAGUCAUUGCAGAUAAAGAUUGAAGAACUUCCUGAAGUGGAGAGGGCAUUUGUUCAUCUUGAUUAUGAGUGCACACACAAACCAGAGCAUUCUGUUCUUAAUAGACUCCCUAAUAAUCUUGAUUGAUUUUGAAGUUUCCCUUUUUGUAUUUUGUUGCUGUUUGUCAACCAGAAUUCUUCUGUUUCAUGUCA